UCAAGUUUUGAUUUUUAUGAUUUUUGCUGAAAUGGGGGUUUAGCUUCGCUAGAAAUAGUCAAAAGGGUCUUGAAUUCUUGGUCUGUUAUUUCCCAACUUUUAGUAUUUCUUGUUAAAGCGCAAAACUCAGUAACCUCUCUAUUUCUUCAGCUUAUGCUACUUUCCAUUUUCGUUUAAAUAUUCAAGUUUUGGUAUUUUAUAUGAAUUUGAACUGGGGUUUUGUUUAUGGGUAGCAUAAUUCAAAGGGGUGUAAGAGUGUUGAGGAAAGUUGAUACUUUUAUCAAUUUUUGCGGUAAUCCAGGAUUUAAGCUCGCUAUUGCGAAGCUUGUGGGGGUAAGAGUUUGUUGUUUUCAUCACAAUGGGAGGGAGUUCUUCUAAGAACCAAGGCGCCAAAAGUAAGUUAGUGAAUCCUUACACCCAGAGUGGUGUGAAAGGAUAUCUCUAUGAGGGGCAACACCAGCAGCAGCGACAUGAGUUGCAGAAGCAGAGUAAGAUGCUAACUCCACCACAAUUGCAGGAGAGCAAGGACAAAGAGAAUCAGGAGCCAAGGUUCGGUGGCUAUUCGAGCAGUGAGGAAGAGUUUUAUGAUGGUAUCCCGAGGUUCCACGGGAGCUCUUCACGAAAACCUAAACCGAGGAGGGUUGCAAAGGUUGCAGAAGUAAGUUUUCGUCUAGGUAGAGCUGGAAGUGCUGGACUCGUGAGGACCGUGGAAGCGUUGGACAUAAUUGGGAGCAGCAUGACUAAUUUGAAUUUAAGCAGUGGCUUUGUUUCUGGUGUGACAAGCAAAGGGAAUGAACUAUCUAUAUUGUCAUUUGAGGUCGCGAACACAAUCGUUAAAGGUUCUACUCUUAUGCAUUCACUUUCAAGAAGAAGCAUUCGACAAUUGAAAGACGUGGUGCUACCUUCAGAAGGUGUGCAGCUGUUAGUAUCAAAUGACAUGGAUGAACUUCUUAGUAUAGUUGCUGAUGAUAAGAGGAAAGAGCUACAGGUUUUUACUGGAGAAGUAGUUCGGUUUGGAAAUCAAUGUAAAGAUCCACAAUGGCACAACUUGGACCGUUUCUUUGAGAAAUAUAGGAGAGAACCUACCCCUCAGAAACAAUUGAGGGCAGAAGCUGAAUUGAUGAUGCAGCAACUGUUAACCCUGGUUCAGUAUACAGCUGAGUUAUACCAUGAGUUGCAUACUCUGGAUAAAAUUGAGCAAGAUUAUCAGCACAAGCGUCUAGAAGAUGGUAAAUCAAAUGCCAGUCAAAAAGGUAAUGGUCUUACAACUUUAGCUGCUGAGUUGAAAAUCCAGAAGAAAAUAGUGAAAAACUUAAAGAAAAAGUCACUGUGGUCCAGAUGUUUGGAUGAGGUCAUGGAUAAGCUAGUGGAUAUUGCCCUCUUUCUCAACAGGGAGAUAGAUAAUAUUUUUGGCAAUGCGGAUCCAGAUAGCGAGGAAAAGCAAUUUCUAGGUAGUAAGCCAAGAUUAGGGCCUGCCGGUCUUGAUCUACAUUAUGCUAAUAUCAUUCUUCAGAUUGAUUCAAUUGUAGCCCGGUCAAGCUCUAUGCCUCCAAAUGCGCGAGAUAUGCUAUAUCAGAAUCUUCCGCCCAAUAUAAAAUUUUCUUUGCGAUCCAAAAUACAAUCUUUUCAUGUCAAAGAGCAGCUCACUGUUACUGAGAUUAAAGCUGAAAUGGAGAAAACACUACAGUGGCUAGUUCCUGCUGCAACGAUUACUGCCAAAGCUCACCAUGGUUUUGGUUGGGUUGGAGAAUGGGCUAAUGCCGGGUCUGAAUCAAAUCGUAAGUCGAUUGUAUCAGCGGAUGUCAUCCAAAUUGAGACACUACACCAUGCUGACAAGCAGAAAUCAGAGGCUUAUAUCUUUGAGCUUGUUCUAUGGCUCAAUUACCUAGUAGCUCAGUCCAAAGCAACUUCCUGCGGUGGGCGCUUGAGGUCACUUUUGAAAUCCCCAGAUUGUUCAUCUCUUGAUUCCGUAGACCGGGUAGAUAUUUCAAUAUGAGUUGCUUACAACAACGACAACAACAUACCCGAUGUAUUCCCACAAUGUGGGGUGUGGGGAGGGUAGUGUGUACGCAGACUUUACCACUACCUUGUGGAUGUAAAGAGGCUGUUUCCGGAAGACUUCAAUAUGAGUUGCUUGUUGUGGGGAUUAGAAGAUGUACAGACGAUAACGUGUUGUUUAGCAAAUGAAAUCAAGAUUAGGGUGAUAGAGAAAAUAGAAAAUGAAGUUGGUUUUGGAUGAUUAGGUCACUCUUUGUCAAUAUUGAUUUGUUAUGUUUCUUAACACAGGUUAGAUUUUGUUUCAUAUUUAAUCA
Molecule: messenger RNA, 2312 nt
Organism: Nicotiana attenuata
Lineage: Eukaryota; Viridiplantae; Streptophyta; Magnoliopsida; Solanales; Solanaceae
Exons: 13
Coding region: 359-1996 (545 amino acids)
Biological process (GO): positive regulation of growth
Source: RefSeq, a predicted model, not a curated record